AUGCAGGACGUGUUAAUCCUGCUAACAUCAUGGACCCACGUCCUCUUAGCUCCGUACACAAAAGUAGAAGAAAGCUUCAAUUUGCACGCUACACAUGACGUCCUCUUUUACGGCGUUUUUCCGAACGCGUUGCAUAACUACGACCACUUCACCUUCCCAGGUGCAGUCCCACGUACUUUUAUAGGAAGCAUUCUCCUCGCUUGGUUAUCCACUCCAUUCAUUCAUUUAUCCACACUCCUCCGAGGGGUCGGUCCCAAUAAAUUGGAGAUCCAGAUUAUCAUCCGCCUAGUCCUAUCAACACUAACAUCCCUCUCCCUCAUCUUCCUCCGACACACCAUCUCUCGCCGCUUCGGCAAACGCACCGCCCUCUUCUUCACACUCCUAACAUGUUCCCAGUUCCAUUUACCUUUUUGGAUGGGUAGAACGGUUCCGAAUAUGUUCGCUUUUGGUCCUGUAACAAUUGCCCUCGCCCUCCUUAUAUCAAAACCCUCGCAAAAAUGCACCUCAACGGCAUUCACACUCCUAACAUUCUCCGCCACAACCUUCCGCGCCGAACUCGUACUCCUCCUCGCACCACUAGCCCUCCACGCCCUCCUCACGCGUCAGAUCACUUUCGGGAGGCUGGUGAAGGUGGGGCUGGCGGCUGGCUUGGCAUCGAUCGGACUAACAAUCCUAAUCGACACCUACCUCUGGCAAACCCCCCACCCCCUCUGGCCAGAACUAUACGGAAUAUACUUCAACGUCCUCCAAGGAAAAAGCGCCGAAUGGGGUACAUCCCCACUACACACAUACAUAACCACGCACCUCCCAAAACUCCUCCUAUCCUCCCUCCCACUCGCACUCCUCGCCCUCUUCACUGAUCCGCGCGUUCGCGGGGUGUUGUGGCCUACUAUGGCGUUUAUAGGCGCUAUGAGCUUGUUGGGACAUAAAGAGUGGCGGUUUGUGGCGUAUGUCGUUCCGGUUUGGAACAUCGCGGGUGCUAGGGGGUGUGUUUGGAUGUACGUUAGUCCUUUUUUUUGUUUUUUGUUUGGGUUUUUCGUGCGAGCAUUUCUUUCUUUCUUGAGCGUUCAUUCAUUCGCGUUUCGACGCUAUUCCUCUUUCUUCCCCACCGCCUUCCUCUCUAAGAGUGGCGGUUUAUCGUGUACGUGGGUUCCGUCGUGGAACGUUGCGGGCGCUAGGGGGUGUGUUUGGAUGGUCUCCCGAAGAAAAGGAACCCUCCUAGGCCGCCUCUCCUUCCUCUUCGUUAUGCUCCUCAUCCUCACCAACAUCCUCAUAACAACUCUCUUAACAACCGCGUCCAUGGCGAAUUAUCCAGGCGGACACGCACUUGCCCUCCUCCAUUCCCUACACUCUCUGGCUCUUACAAAGCAAGCACCACACGUACACAUAUGCAACCUCGCAGCUCAAACCGGUGCAUCCCUCUUUUCACAAAUCAAUUCCCCGCCUUUUCUUCCAUCUUCCCCCUUGGAUUUGAAGGAACGCAACGAAUGGUGGACGUAUAACAAAAUUGAAAACCUUUCCCUCGAAUACCUCACCUCUAAGGAAGCAGGGUUCACGCACCUCAUCACCGAGUCUCACUUCAAUCCGACAACAGAAUCAGAGUGGAAGCUUGCGGGAGUGAUAAACGGAUUCGAGAGGUGGACUGUAGACUGGCCAUCACUCACUGGCACAGGGAGGAAGGGAGAGUUGUCAAGGAGAUUUUGGGCCGUCUUGAACAUGGUACAGGUUGAGAGGCUGUGGAUAUAUGAGCGGGUUGGUUGGACUGGCCGCUGGACUUGA
Messenger RNA from Laccaria bicolor S238N-H82, 1779 nucleotides. RefSeq names its product glycosyltransferase family 22 protein (gene ALG12). The coding region runs from base 1 to 1779 and encodes 592 amino acids. The transcript is spliced from 8 exons. Gene Ontology annotation, molecular function: alpha-1,6-mannosyltransferase activity. Gene Ontology annotation, cellular component: endoplasmic reticulum membrane. Lineage: Eukaryota; Fungi; Basidiomycota; Agaricomycetes; Agaricales; Hydnangiaceae. The record is from RefSeq and is a predicted model, not a curated record. Gene Ontology annotation, biological process: protein N-linked glycosylation.